AUGAUAACAACUCUGGAACUUAGUCGCAUAACAGCCUCCCGCGUCGGAUCCGCCAUCUGGUACUCCUUCUGGGACAGCCUGUACACCCGUGAGACCCUGCAAGUAAUAACAGACUUCGUCAAUCAAGCCCGGCGACGAAUCGAUUCCCUCUUCAACAAAACAGCAACCCGCCUCCAUACAAUGCUCAAUCUCAUCCAUACUUCCGUCCGUUUCGCUGCGACUGCGGCGCAGAUCAUCUGGGAAAUGGAAAUCAUCGAGGAGCACGCUUACUGGGAGCGUGAACACCGGCGACGCAAGGCUGCUAGGAUUCUCGAGAAGAUGCGCGCGCAUAUUCAGAAUGCGACGUGUUUAGUUAUUGAUGAGGACAAGUUGACGGAUAUGAAAAGGGGAAUUUUCAGUCUGGAUGUGCUGUGUGAUUAUUAUCCACAUACGCUUGCGGAUGGCCAUACAGCUGUUGUGUUGCCGGUUGGUGAGCCUGAGUCGCUGCCGUGUUUACAGUAUGAUCCGAGUUUGGAUCAUAGGAGUGGCACCGUGUUGAUACAUAAUGCGAGGCAUUAUCGAGUCGCGCCUGGGUAUCGACCCGUUGGAAAUUAUUAUCUUGAUUCGACGAGAUUGGUCUAA
Molecule: messenger RNA, 621 nt
Organism: Penicillium maclennaniae
Lineage: Eukaryota; Fungi; Ascomycota; Eurotiomycetes; Eurotiales; Aspergillaceae
Exons: 1
Coding region: 1-621 (206 amino acids)
Source: RefSeq, a predicted model, not a curated record